AGCUCGUUCACUCUUUAUUUCUAUCAGCAGAAGAAGAGCGACUGUGUUCCUGCACAGACUGACCAUCGCUCUGAAAUCACGUUUUUUCAAUAAAUAUCUGAUCAAUAAGUUGAUAGAUCAGGUGUCUGCAGGUCCCCGGUCUGCAGCAGAUUAAUUCUGGAGACUUCAGCUGGGUGACCGCGGGGAGCCGGGCACUUUCUGCGGGAGGAGAUGUACCGUGGUCGGCCUCCGCCGAGAGGAGGCUACCCGCCGCCUUUCGAAAGCCGAGGACCGCGGCCUCCGAGGCCUUACCCGGCACCGGAUUAUAGAGACGACAGGAGCCGGCCCAGGCCUCCAUACCACCACGGCUACCACGACCACGGUCCCCCGGACUCGUAUCACCGCUCCCCGCCGCGGAGGAGGUACCCCUCCCCCGGGUCGGGAAGUCACCGAGCCGGGGAGUACUGGGCCGGGGGUCCGCCGAGAGAGAGGUCUCCGUCACCUCAUGGGCCGAUUCCCCUCGACCACAACCUGGUCAUCACCGUUGGCAACGAGCUGACUGGAACACCUGGCCCCGCCCCCUCACGCCAUCAUGACAGAGACUACAAACCCGAGUACGAGCGGAGCCGGAGCAGGGGCCGGAGCCCAGACCGGAGCCGGGGAAAGAGUCGGGGACGGAGCAAGAGCCGGCCUCGCAGCCAGAGCCGGAGUCCAGACCGGAGCCGGGCCAAGAGUCGGGGUCGGAACCGGAGCCGGGCCAAGAGUCGGGGUCGGAGCAAGAGCCGGAGUCCAGACCGGAGCCGGACCAAGAGUCGGGGUUGGAGCAAGAGCCGGCCCCGCAGCCAGAGCCGGAGUCCAGACCGAAGCCGGGCCAAGAGUCAAGGACGAAGCAAGAGCCGACCCCUCAGCAGGUCAAGAUCCAGGUCCAGGUCUAGAUCCAGGUCCGGAGGGAGGAGCAGAGGGAGGAGCCGUGGGCGGAGCAUCAGCAAAGUGGUGAGUCAUGGCCGCAGUAAGAGCCGCCACUCGAGCUCAAGCAGCCGCAGCGCAGACGGCAGCGACGAGAAAUCCAGGAAAGAGUUUAAAGAGCUGGAGAUGGCUCGACGCAGGAAGGAGCUGGAGGAGAUGCUGAGUCUGCCGACCAAAUCCAUCCUGAAGAAACGCAACGACUCGGAUGACUCACCGUCACUGAGGAGCAUCGACUCUCCCAGAGGUCUGGACGGUUCCCACAUGUCUCGGGUGGCCGACCAGCUGCUGCAGGCCGUUAAAGGCAUGGAGCCUCACAUGGUGGCCUCGGUGCUGUCCGAGCUCCGGUCCGACCCGCAGAUGGCUCACCGUGCCGGCCUCAACACUGAGAUCAAAGAGAUCCUGAACCUGCUCGGGGGUGCGGGUUCAGGAGCCAAGUCUCAGAUGAGAACCGUGGACGACAUCGAUGACGAGGAGAAGUUUCUGUACGGAGACUCUGAGGACCCGAAACCUCCGCCGGUGUCGGAGCCGGUCCAACACCACGGGCUGGAUCUGUAUGGAGAUGUGACAGAGGAGGCGCUGUACGGAGACUACCCCCCACCCAAAGUCAUCAUCAGUCAGACCUAUGGCCUUCCUCCGGGGGCCUCUCCUCACCUCCAGGCGCCUCCCACCAUGGGGGAGGAAGACAGCCGUUACAUGAGCCGGCCCACCAUCAGCCCCGACCAGAACAUCACGGUCCAGGUGUCGAACCCGGCCUACCCCCCCGGCACUGAGCCGCUGGAGGAGAGCGAGCGCCAGGCACUGGAGGAGUAUGAGAAGAUCCAGGACCUGCUGAAGACCAUUGGUCUGGACCUGGGUGUCGUCGAGAUCAGCAAGAUGGCUGCCAGGACCAAGGAGCGUCUCCAGGGAAACAAGCCCCCAAAGACACCCACGCGGCGCCGGAGGUACUCCUCGGACAGCUCAGACGGCAGCCAGGGCCGCAGGGGGCGGAGCCGCAGCGGCAGCUCCAGCAGCAGCAGCAGCAGCAGGAGUCGCAGCCGGGGGGGGAGUCGGGGGGGCUACAGGGGGGGCAGCUGGAGCAGCAAUGACAGCCGCAGGAAACCGGCUCGGCCCAGAUCCCAUCGGGACGUGAAGGAGGCAACGGCCGAGUGGAGCGACACCGCGCCGCUGCAGCACAAAGAACCGCCGCCACAAACCCCCAAACCCAGCAGCCUCCCCCCUCCCCCCGCAGCACCCAUACCCACCUACCCCCCCUCGCAGGCCCACGGCAUGAUGCCCCCUAACUACCCCCCGCCGGGGUACGGCCAGUACGGAAACUACCUGCCCUACAUGCACCAGCAGUGGCCGCCCUUGUACCCGCCCCCCAGGAUGACACUGCCCCCCCCGGCCAGUCCUCAUGAGUUCCCCCCCACUCUGCCGUACAAACAGCUGUACAACAAACUGGCCCCUGAGCCCGGGGUCAAAGGUUCGAUGAAGACUCAGGACAGAGAGAAGAGCAGCUGUAAAGUCAGCAGCCACGACAGGAGAGUGUCAGAGGAGCAGAACAACGAGAGCCAGAAACAAAAGGUUCUAGAGGAGAGGGAGAACCUGAAGCAGGAGAGAGAGAUCAGGAUGAAGAAGAAGGAGUAUCUGAUGAAGGAGCUGGAGAGACUCAGGAAGCAACAAGGUGAGCUCCUGAGGAAGAAGCGGCGGGAGAAGGACGGCCACAAAGACCCUCUGCUGCAGGAGAUCAGCCACCUGCAGGAGGAGGUCAUGACUCAGAUCUCCAACCUCCGCAAGGAACACGAGGCCGCCGAGAAGAAACGCAAUGAGAUUGACAAAGUGGCACUCAUCCUCGGCCUCAGCCCGUCCGACCGCCCCCGCAGAGCCAGCAAGCCCGCCGACGACCAGGAGAGUGAGCCGCCGCCGACAGAGAAGAAACGGGAGGUGGAGAGGAGUCCUGAGGGACGGCAGGCAUCCGACCUCACGUUAAAGCAGACCUCAGCGGUGCCGUCAUCAUCGUCGAGAGCGUCCCCCAACAAGCCGCCGGUCAGUGCCCCCCCUCCGACCCCGCCCCCGGAGCCGUUUGAAUACUAUGACGCUGGAAACCACUGGUGUAAAAACUGUAACGUCACCUCGGGAUCCAUGUUUGAUUUUUUCACACACUUGCACAGCAAAACGCAUCGAAAGACUCUGGACCCUUACGACCGGCCCUGGGCCUCCACUCCCACCAAAAUCAUCAAGAACAUGCCUCCAGAGGAGAAACUGACCAAACCUGCCAAAGGGUCGGAGUUCCUGCUGCCCGUCAGAGGAUUCUUCUGCCUGCUGUGUAAGGAGUUUUAUGGAGACGCCAUCUGUGCAGAAGAACAUGUCACCACACACGCUCACAACGAGAAAUACAAGAACCAAAUGUAUGAGAAUCCACUGUAUGAACAGAGGAGGAAUCUGGACCGCCAGGCAGGACUGUCCUCAGAGACAAGUGGGAAGAAACGCAAACAUGAGGACGAUGAGAAAGGCAGCAAAGACAAGGAGGAAAAGACCAAACACAAAAAGGACAAAAAGGACAAAGAGAGAAAGAAGGAAGAUGAUGAUGCUACUGAGAAGGAGGAGAAAGUUAAAAAGGAGGAAGAGGAGGAUAGGCUGAAGCGUGGCAAGACAGGGGAGGAUUAUAAGAGGUCAAAAAGCCUGGAGAAGGAGCGACCUUCUUACAGCAAGCAAGACGAGGAUGAGAAUUAUAGAUACAGCAAAAAGGAUGAUAAAUACCGCUACAGCAAAGAGGAAGAGAACAGGAGCAGAUACAACCGAAGAGAUGACGAUGACCAAUAUAAAAACAGCAGAGAGGAGGAGUAUCGGUACCGGUAUCGCAGGGAUGAUGACGGCCGAUAUGACGAUCGACCCAAAUAUGGCUUGAGAGAUGAUGAGGAUAAGCACAAACAUGGUAAAUCAUCAGAUUUCAGAUCCAAAUAUGACAGAGAGCGAGAUGAAGGGAAACCUAAGACUGAGAGGGAGGCUUUUAAAAAGCCUGAGCUGGACAAACCGGUAGGGAAACCAGAGGUAAGCAAGCCUGAACCUACGCCAAAGCCCUAUGAUCCGGCCAAAAUCCUCUGUGGACCCAGUCCGGCCAUGAGGGCCAAGCUCCGUAAACAGAACAUGGAAGCUGUCAAACCAGCUCCCAUGACCAUGAACACUUCAUUUGGAAAGUUCACGUGGAAGAAGAAGGAGAACGUGCUGGCAAAGGUGGCGGAGAAAGUGGCCGCCGAGUUCAUCAAGGAAGAUGAAGCCGCUGCGAGCCAGCGGCCGGUCUCCGUGGAGGAUUCUUUCGCGAAGUCAGUGGCUGUUGCUAAGGAGAUUGCAGAGAAGCUGGGUGGCCAGCCCAGCGUGCCUCCUCCCUGGGUGUCCAAUGGCGCCAACCGGGGAAGGAUCCGGCCAAACCUCCCAGCACCUGCCGCAGUCCUGAGGAAAACAACCAUGAUGGGUAAACCUGCACCUCUGAAUACCUUUCUCUCCAUCAGACCCCAAAACACAACUUCACUAGGACCGCCUCCAAGAGUAUUCUCUGAAGGUCUCACAAAGACUCAGACCACAUUUCUGGAAAAUAAAUCUGUGCCUCCAGUUACACCUGGACCAUUCGAAGCUAUGCCUUCCCCUGCAGUAUCUGGACCAAAGCCAUCUGAGGCUGAACCUCCACCACCGGUGUCUACACCUGCACCAUUUGAGGCUAAACCUCCACCAACGAUGUAUAGACCUGCACCAUUUGAGGUCAAUUCUGCGCCACCAGUUUCUAAACCUGCCUCAGUUGAGGCCAAGCCUACACCAUCUGAGGCUAAACCUAUACAGCCAACAAUGGUAAAGAUAGUGUCUGAUGUUGCUGCUCCUGGUGUUCCAGAGAGUGAGCAGACCCGCACGGUGUUUGUUAAGCCUCCACCUUUCAUGAACUUGGGUGACGGAGCUCAGAAGUCUGAGAAACUUAAGAGUAACUUGGCUGCAGCCAAAGCCCAGGACUUAUUUGGCAUCUUCUACAGCAGCUCUGGCCAGCCAGGGCCCUCCUCCAUCACUAAACCAGCAACAGACUACAGAGCUGACGGGACUAAUGUCAAUAAAGCACCACUUCCUGCUCCACAAGCACCAAAACCACAACCCCAGCGUCUGGCCCAAACCCAGUCCCAACCUCCAAGUGAGGUCCAUACAUCCCCACAACCUGACCCAAACACUUCCCCACCAAGUCUGCAAUCACAAACAAAAACAGAAAUUCAAAUAGCCUCAGUUUGGUCUUUGCAGUCUAACACAUUUCUGACACCUGAGGUGGCUCCGUUUGAAACAACUUCACAAACAUCUCAACCAAAACUGACUCUGCCAGCUCAGUCUGUGGCUCAGAAUGUGCCCCAAAACCAGCCCUCAACUUCUAAAUCUGAGUUCCCAAUCCCCCCACAAACUGAGCCUGCCAAGCUGGAAUCAACACCUCCAACUGAGUCGAUGCCUAAACUCACUUCUCAAAUCCAGACAGAGUUGCAACCUGAACCCCAACCAGAUCAGGACACCCAGGCUCAGUCUCAUCCAGAGACCCACCCUGACGCAGCUCCAGAAUCUGAACCCAAACCAGGCCCCAAAACUAGAGGUAAGACAACUCCAACAAAGAAAACCUCUCCCAUUGCCUGCCCUGUCCGACAGACUCGAUCUCAAACCAGAUACCAGACCCGGCGGCAGCAGCAACAGCAGAGCCACUCUGAGUCUGAACCUGAGUCGGCUUCAGGGGACUCUGAAUCAGCAGCUUCAGACACAAAGGGCCUGGACACAUCAGACUCUGGCCCUAGGUCACAGCCAGAGGAGGGGGCUUCUGGUGAGGGAGACCCUCAGGCGACAGAGAUCACUCCUGAAACCCUGGGCCUCCCCUCCGACAUGACCUCCCUGGACUUUGAGUAUGAUUUUAACUUUGAGUAGGUGCGCACCGGACUGUGUGAUGGGAGUCUGGGGAGGCUCCCAUACUCUUAUGAUAAAAAUCAUAAAGAGUCUUAUAUCAGUCAUUUACUGGACUUGAAGGCAGUUGAAGUGCCAAGAGACACUCACGCUGACAGAGUUUAAAACACUGACCUUCAUCUGUUCAAAGGACCAGAAACAUUUUGUUCUGUUCUCCAGUCAGGUGUUUCAGACGAGGGUCGGUUUCAUCUCUGUGGAUCCAGGACAGAAACAGGUCCUAGAUUUAUUUUUUGCUGGUUGCAGCUUCUUCACUUUAAGAAAUUCCUGGUUUUCUUUUUUCUUAUAAAACAGAAAAUGUAGUAUUUUUGGGUUUUGGACUGUUGGUCGGACAAAACAAAGAAUUUUGGGAUGUCCCUUUAGAUUCUGGGGAAACGUAGAGCUGAACGAUUUAUCGAAAUUUAAUCGAAAUUGCAAGUUGAACUAAUGUGAUUUGUAAACCUCAAAGGCUGCAAAUGCAAUUAUUUAUUUUUACAACAGAACGAGUUGUUACUUUUUUUUCAGCCGCCUCAGUUCACGCGUCCUAAGAUAAAUCAAAGGCAGAGACUCUCAGCCUGCAGGUCUGGACUCUGAUGGACUCAUGUAAGAAAUUAGAAAAAACUGUUGAUCUAAAGGUUCAUGAGGCAAAAUGAUUGCUACACAAAAUCAGAUUUAACUUAACAUAUGGACAUAAGGAAGCUUUAUUGUCAAUGUAGUCUCUACAACAAAAUUUGGUCUGACAUGACAAAAAAAUAUAAACCAACACAAGAUAAAAAGCCCAACCCUAACCCAGUAUGUAAACAAAGAAAAUAACAAAGACAAACAGUAAAUAACAAGGACAGUGAUAAAUACAAGUAAUAAACUGCUCAUUGUUCUUCUUUCCACUGCUGUUACUGUUAAAGUUACUCAGAUAAUCUCUUUAUUGUUGAGUGGGUUAUAUCCAUCAUCAUGUGGAACCUUCACCUCAGAAGGUUUGAGAACCAGCCUCAGUUCCACUGAAAGGAAAAAUCAUGUUCAGCCGUCACUGAUAGCAGCAAACUCAGUGUUCUGCUUCAUAAAAACAUAAAGUAACUCAGAGAUGAAACUGAUCCGUCUGCUCACGUGGCUCUGGACAACAGGGGUUCCCUAAAAUGUCAGACUGCUCCCUUAACGAUGACAGUUCUCUCUUUGUGUUCGCAGGUAAACUCUCUCCUCGUUCUCAUUUCUCCUGAAGGUAACGUACUGUUCACUCACUGCUGGUAGUUGGUCCUGUUUAGUUUUCCUCUGACGUUCGCUCAGUUCAGUGGACCAAUCAGCAGCUCGGCUGGUGUCAGAGCUGCAGCAGUGUUCACGUGUUAGAUGAAGAUCCAGGAUCUGAUUCCUGUAGAUCCUGAUCACAUUUUCUCCCUUUGUUGUGACUGAUGCACUGAUCUGUGGUCAGUGUCUCUGUGUAGAAACAAACUGCUUGUAUUGUGAAAUCUGUUGCUUUGAUUAAAGUUUUAAUAAAAGCCGGUGAAAAGAGGA
Messenger RNA from Lates calcarifer (barramundi perch), 7374 nucleotides. It is a transcript of the gene znf318, whose product is annotated as zinc finger protein 318. Bases 211 to 5859 code for a protein of 1882 amino acids. Gene Ontology annotation, cellular component: nucleoplasm. Lineage: Eukaryota; Metazoa; Chordata; Actinopteri; Centropomidae. The record is from RefSeq and is a predicted model, not a curated record. Gene Ontology annotation, biological process: negative regulation of DNA-templated transcription; positive regulation of DNA-templated transcription. Gene Ontology annotation, molecular function: nucleic acid binding; zinc ion binding. The transcript is spliced from 13 exons.